AUGUGGGCCAAGUUGGAAGUCACUCGUGUGUUAAAUCUUAUCUUUGCUCAGCUUGACAUUACCACACCUUCUGAGUUAUUCAUCAAACAUACUCGAUAUGAUCUCUUCACCUCUGCAACCCUCAAGCAGAUGGGCUAUGAAAAACACGAUCUGGGUUGGUUCUUAAAAGGAGAUAGACCUCAAAGAGCACCAGUAGAUGUACCUCCUCCUCCGCCUCCAAUUCAAGACCAAGGACCUCCUGCUGAUACACCCUUAUGGUUCAUUCCCUUUCAUCAUAAAUUCUCCACCUUCAACAGAGACACGAGAUUAGGACUUCAAUCGCUUCGAGUGGAUGUAUCUUCACUUCAUACUACCUAUUCCUCACUUGAUCAGUACCUCACUCGUAUUGAGAAAUAUCAGGCUAACUUAUCCCGUGGUAUUGAUUCUAUGGACACUAGUUCUGCUUCGCGGAGUGAUGAUGAUGAAUCUGAGGAAGGCAGUGAGGAAGGUGAUGAAGAGGAAGGUGAAGAUGAGGAAAAAGAUGAAGAAGAAGUUGAAGAGGAAGAUGAUGAUGCUAAUAACUGA
Messenger RNA from Malania oleifera, 564 nucleotides. RefSeq lists its product as uncharacterized. The transcript has a single exon. The coding region runs from base 1 to 564 and encodes 187 amino acids. The record is from RefSeq and is a predicted model, not a curated record. Lineage: Eukaryota; Viridiplantae; Streptophyta; Magnoliopsida; Santalales; Ximeniaceae.